Molecule: messenger RNA, 1268 nt
Organism: Pseudogymnoascus verrucosus
Lineage: Eukaryota; Fungi; Ascomycota; Leotiomycetes; Thelebolales; Thelebolaceae
Exons: 3
Coding region: 275-1207 (310 amino acids)
Cellular component (GO): cytosol
Molecular function (GO): aldose reductase (NADPH) activity
Source: RefSeq, a predicted model, not a curated record
AACGCGGUAGUUUCCUCUGUGGGGAAAGAACUGGAGCUGAAUGACGAUAUUAUUCAUUGUGACGUAUGAGAAACAACACCGAUCCCGAACGACAAGUGACCGAAGUGGCCACCAACGUCACAAGUAACUAUCAUGUUUUACCCACAUAGAUCCGAUGUGAGCUCUCGAGGGUAGCAUAAAAUGAUUUCGUCAUCACAUAGUUCAUAGCAUAUAGUUUGCACAUCUGCGCCUACUCGAUCUCGUCAACAUAAUUACCUACCAUACAGCUUGAAAGAUGCCGACUAUUCAAAAAUUGAACACUGGUGCCUCCAUCCCAGCCAUUGGCUUUGGCACUUGGCAGGACAAAGAAGAGCAGGAGGAUGCCGUUCUUGAGGCACUGAAAGCUGGCUACAAACACAUUGACACGGCACACAUCUACGGCACGGAACCUGCAGUUGCAAAAGCCAUCAAAAGAUCCGGGGUAGACCGCAAAACCCUCUUCAUAACCACCAAGCUCUGGAACAACGCCCACGCACCAGAGGAUGUCGAACCAGCUCUCAAUGACUCCCUCAAAGCUCUGCAGACCGACUACGUCGAUCUCUACUUGAUGCAUUGGCCUGGGGCCUUCAAAUCCGGCUCUGAACUGAUGCCUAAGGAUGCGAAUGGCAAGAUGGAGACGGCGAAGAUCGAUUACCUCGAUACGUGGAAGGCGAUGGAGAAGCUCCUUGACACGGGAAAGGUGAAGGCCAUUGGAGUGUGCAACUUCAAUAAGGCUGAAAUCGAGAGGAUUUACAAGGAGGGGAAGGUACCACCGGCUAUGCAUCAGGUGGAGAUGCAUCCGUGGUUGCAGCAGACUGAGUUCGCGGAGUGGCACAAGAUGAAGGGUAUUCAUAUGACGCAGUACUCGCCCUUUGGGAACCUCAACCAGACCUACGAUGCUGGGAAGAACUUGGGCAAGCUGACGGAGGAGCCUGUCCUUGUGGAGAUUGGUAAGAAGUAUGGAAAGAGCGGUGCACAAGUUGCCCUCGCCUGGGGUGUUGCUCAUGGCAGGUGUGUGGUGCCAAAGAGCAAGACUCCUCAGCGGAUUAGAGAUAAUUUGGAGGGAGACUUUAAGCUUAAAGAUGAGGAUGUUAAGAAGAUUGACGGACUGGAUAAGAAGUUGAGAUUCAAUGACCCAUCUGGGUCGUUUGGAUAUAACUUCCACGUUGGUCUGGAUGGAAAGAAAUAAGAUCGAUACGAGUUUAAAAUCUACUGUACAAUAUCUUGAAUUACACAAUUUCACAACUGGC